Messenger RNA from Cynoglossus semilaevis (tongue sole), 2337 nucleotides. It is a transcript of the gene plbd1a, whose product is annotated as phospholipase B domain containing 1a. Gene Ontology annotation, biological process: phospholipid catabolic process. The record is from RefSeq and is a predicted model, not a curated record. The coding region runs from base 152 to 1768 and encodes 538 amino acids. Gene Ontology annotation, molecular function: glycerophospholipase activity. NCBI's taxonomy places the organism in Eukaryota, Metazoa, Chordata, Actinopteri, Pleuronectiformes, Cynoglossidae. Gene Ontology annotation, cellular component: extracellular region. The transcript has 11 exons.
GUUGACUCUCCAGUUGCUGCUUCUUCCCUAAGCUAGUAACUUCAUGGCUACAACAGGGAAACUUCAAAUCUCCGUGUCUCUGACCUGAACUUGUUCAAACGUUUUCGUUUAUUAAAAAAACAAAACAAAACAAAACCCCUUUAAUCCAGCCAUGCUGUCGGCACAGAGACUGUGUGGAUUUCUUUUACUGAACGCGUUUGUGACCGUCGGCUCUGCUCAAAAGGUGACGUCGGCCACCGUGUACUGGGACGCCGAGCAGAAGACGGUUGUGCUCAAAGAAGGAGUUCUGGAGAAGCAGGGAGACGCAUAUGGCUACCUGAAUAACAGCCUGUCCGCCACGGGCUGGAGUGUCCUGGAAAUCCGUGCCGGUUAUGGAAAAACCCCUGAGACCGAUGAGGUCACCUUCUUUCUGGCUGGCUACCUGGAAGGCUACCUCACUGCCCAGCAGAUGAUGGACCACUACACCAACAUGUACCCAGAGCUGAUCAGAGACCCCAAAGUCCUCGGCCCUGUUCAAGCUUUCAUGAAGGAUCAGGAUUCGUGGGUCAGGGAGCAGGUGAAGUUGAAGAAGAGUUCUGAUCCUCUGUGGAAACAUGUGGGCUUCAUUAUGGCCCAGAUGGACGGUCUACAAGCUGGAGUGCGGGACUGGGCCAAGAAGCAAGGAAAGAAGCCACUCUUAAUGUUUGCCAUCCAGUUUCUCAACGCAGUGGGAGAUCUACUGGAUCUGAUCCCAGCUCUGGUGCCCAAAUCCCACCCCCCACUUCGAGACUUUAAACUGCCAGGAAUGGGACACUGUUCCGCACUCAUCAAGAUGCUGCCUGGCUUUGAGAACCUCCUGUUCGCCCACUCCAGCUGGUACACCUUUGCUGCCACAAUGCGGAUCUACAAACACUGGGACUUCCAUGUGUCUGAGCCCAACACGGCUACUGGGAAACUGUCCUUCAGCAGCUACCCUGGUUUCCUGGUGUCUCUGGAUGACUUCUACCUCCUGGGCAGUGGUCUGAUGAUGACCCAGACAACCAACAAUGUCUUCAACUCCUCUCUUUUUAGCGCAAUCACCACAAAAAGUCUCCUGGCGUGGCAGAGAGUCCGACUGGCUCACAGUCUGGCGCACUCUGGAGAAGAAUGGGCGAAAAUCUUCGCCAUGUUCAACUCUGGGACCUACAACAACCAGUACAUGAUUUUGGACAGAAGUAAAGUGCAGCUGGGUCACAGUGUUGAAGACGGUGCUCUGACUGUGGUGGAGCAGAUCCCAGGCCUGGUGGAACACUCUGACCAAACACAGGCUCUGCGCAGAGGUUACUGGCCCUCCUACAACGUGCCUUUCCACCAGAAUAUCUACACUCUGAGUGGCUAUGGACAAAUGUGGAAGGCCUAUGGAGACGACUUCUCCUACGACCUAUGUCCCAGAGCCAAGAUCUUCCGGCGUGACCAGGCCAACGUCAGGGAUCUGGACUCUCUGAAGUACAUCAUGAGGUUUAACGACUUCAAAAAGGAUCCGUACUCUAAAGGUGACCCCUGUAAAUCCAUCUGCUGCCGUAUGGACCUGAGGUCGGAGGGACCUUCACCAGACGGGUGCUAUGAUACUAAGGUGACUGAUUUCCAAAUGGCUGGAGAAUUCCGAGCAGAAGCAGUGAACGGUCCGACCACACAGGGCGGACUCCCAGUGUUCUUCUGGGAUAAAUUCACCAACAUCAGCCACCAGGGCCUGCCGCUGUUCUACAACUUCACCUUCAUCAAAAUGCAGCCCAUUCUUUUCCAGCCCUAAGAGGUGCGUGUGCGUGUGUGUGUGUGUAUUUGCGGUAAAGCACAGAAUUCCAUCUCAUACCUUUUGAAAAGCAAGUUAAAAGCUUGUUUUUUACACAUUUAAUGAAUUCGUUGCUGUUUGAGAUCAAACUUUCGUCCAACCAUAACAGGCUUCAAAAUUCAUUUGGUCGCCGACUUUCAUGCACUUUGUUUUUAUUUUUACCAGACUUUUUAAAAUCAUAGAUAAAUUGACAAUCAAGAAGUUGCAGUGGAAAGUAUAUUUGAAGACUUUUAUACAUCCUUUUCCAGGGUCUUAGUUUGGACCAAGUCCAUUUCUCAUACACGGUCUGUGGCUCAGAACGUGUUUGUAAUAAUUAUCCCAACAUGUGAUUCUCAGGGUUUUAAUAAAUGAUAUUAGUAUUAACCAUAGAGGAAAUCUGCCUUUCAAUUUUUGUCUUUUUUGUAAAUGCUUGAAUAGAAUACAUUAUAUUUUUGUAUGUUGCAAAGUUGUUUUUUUGUUAAAGUCUAUAUUUCUGCUGUGCGUUUCUUCAUGUUGGGACUGUUGUUUAUUAAAGUAAUUUUGUUGAGCAC